CCAAUAAGCUCAGUGUAGUAAGUGUAAGUGUAACUGAGACUUGAGAGAGAGUGCUAUAGUUGUCAUCCUUGGUAAUAACAUAGUAUUAAGAAGCAAAUGGAGAUGGAUCAGAACAAGAUACAGCAACCAGAUUGUGAGAAAUGGGUGUACGAUUCUUCCAUUGAUUACAAAGGAAGAGUUCCUCUCAGAGCUUCCACUGGUGCAUGGAAGGCUGCCCUUUUCAUUAUAGCAACGGAGUUCAGCGAGAGGUUGAGUUAUUUUGGACUGGCGGUAAAUUUGAUCAUAUACCUCACCAAAGUGCUCCAUCAAGACCUGAAAACAGCAGCUAAGUGUGUUAACUACUGGUCGGGGGUGACCACGAUGAUGCCCUUACUUGGAGGAUUUUUAGCUGAUGCUUACAUUGGCCGAUUCUCCACCGUUCUAGCUUCCUCCAUUGUUUACCUCCUGGGGUUGCUUCUCUUGACAAUGUCCAGAGUGAUCCCAGCCUUGAAACCUUGUGAUGACGGGAUCUGCCAAGAACCUCGAAGGAUCCAUGAAAUUCUCUUCUUUCUUGCACUGUACUUGAUCUCAAUAGGUACAGGUGGGCAUAAGCCUGCUCUGGAGAGCUUUGGAGCUGACCAGUUUGAUGAUGAUCAUCAGGAAGAAAGAAAAAAGAAGAUGUCCUUUUUCAAUUGGUGGUGUUUCGGGCUUUGUUGUGGUCUGUUGCUUGGUGUAACUGUAAUCAUUUACAUCCAGGACAACGUUGGCUGGGCUGCAGCAGAUAUCAUCCUUACAGCAGUGAUGGCUUCCGCUGUGGUGAUAUUUUGCAUGGGAAGGCCAUUUUAUCGUUUUAGGAAGCCAAUGGGAAGUCCCGUUACACCAUUGUUACAGGUUCUUGUGGCAGCAAUUGUAAAGAGAAAUCUUCCGUAUCCAUCAGAACCCGAUCAACUGCAUGAGAUUUCAAAAUCGGACAAGACUCAGGGGACAAGGCUCCUUGUCCACACCAAGAAGCUCAAGUUUCUUGACAAAGCUGCAAUUAUUGAAGACAGACAGAGUUCAGCAGAGAAGCAAAAUCCAUGGAGAUUGGCAACUGUAACACAAGUGGAGGAGAUGAAGCUUAUUGUGAACAUGAUUCCAAUCUGGCUUACAACUUUACCAUUUGGUGUUUGUGUUGCACAAUCCUCCACAUUCUUUAUCAAACAAAGCACAACACUGAACCGCAAAAUCACUCAGGAUUUCACAAUCCCACCCGCCUCCAUAUACGCCCUGGCAGCCAUUGGGUUGGUAGUUUUUAUAGCAAUAUACGAUAGAGUCCUUGUGCCCUCCCUCAGAAGAGUUACUGGGAAUGACAGAGGCAUUGGGAUUCUCCAAAGAAUUGGUAUUGGGAUGAUUUUCUCAGUUUUAACGAUGAUAACAGCUGCAUUGGUCGAGAGAAAGAGACUGCAUGUCGUGGAAAAAGAUCCACUCAAGAGUUCGGUAUCAAUGAGUGUAUUUUGGCUGGCACCGCAGUAUCUUAUUAUUGCAAUAGCUGAUAGUUUCACGCUCGUGGGAUUGCAAGAGUACUUUUAUGAUCAAGUUCCUGAUUCCAUGAGAAGCUUAGGCAUAGCAUUUUACCUUAGUGUUAUUGGAGCAUCAAGCUUUCUUAGCAGCUUUCUGAUAACUUUAGUUGAUCACCUGACAGAGAAGGGCGGCAAGAGUUGGUUUGGCAAGGAUUUAAAUAGCAGUCGGCUCGACUAUUUCUACUCGUUGUUAGCAGCCAUCACUGCUAUGAACCUAUUUGUCUACACCUUUGUUGCAAGGAGAUAUUCUUACAAGAAUGUAAGAAGAACAACAGUGGCUGUUGCUGAUUGUUAUGAAGAGAGUGGCACAAAAACAAUGGCUUGAACUAUAUAGUAUAUGUAAGUAAACCAAGUUUUAUCUACUUAUUCGGAAGCUUGUAGUAUCUAACAAAGUAUGUAUGUAUAGAUGGACUCAGAUGGACUAUUAGACAUUUGA
This is a messenger RNA of Sesamum indicum (sesame), 1974 nucleotides long. Its product is annotated as protein NRT1/ PTR FAMILY 5.6. Gene Ontology annotation, biological process: transmembrane transport; dipeptide transport. The record is from RefSeq and is a predicted model, not a curated record. Gene Ontology annotation, molecular function: tripeptide transmembrane transporter activity; dipeptide transmembrane transporter activity. Gene Ontology annotation, cellular component: membrane. NCBI's taxonomy places the organism in Eukaryota, Viridiplantae, Streptophyta, Magnoliopsida, Lamiales, Pedaliaceae.